AUGGUAAAGCUAAAGAAAGCACAAUAUAUGGAAAGCAAAAUAUCUAUGAAUUCCUACAACCAAAAACUAAUGUGGAAAUGUCUCAAAGAUACUGUUAGUAUGACCACCAACACAACUAAAAUAAAGAAAGUGGUAUUAAAUGGCGUGUGGAUCGAAGAUGAAAAUGAGAUAGCAAAUGAGCUUAAUAAAUAUUUUGUGGAAAGCAUCAUGUCAAUUCAUAAUAGUAUCGAAAACAUUGUAAUGAAUGAAGAGCGUGAAGUUUUGGACAGAAACAUAUUUGAAUUUAGGAGGGUCACCACGGAUGAUAUAAUUAAAACUGUUUCGUCAUUAAAAAAUAAAUAUGGUGGUAAAAAAAUGUUAACGGAAGGUGUAAUAAAAGACUCUAUGGAGUACUUGGGAUAUACAUAUGUCUGCCUAAUCAAUGAAAGCUUCUCUCAAGGUAUUUUCCCGGAGCGCUGGAAAAUCUCUGUAGUUAUUCCAGUGGAAAAGAUUAGAGGAACAACAAAACCAGAAGAACUGCGUCCUAUAAACACAUUGCAAUGUGAUGAAAAAAUAAUUGAAACAAUAGCCAAAGACCAACUGCUACAGUAUCUUGAUGACCAUCAAAUUAUAAUACAGGAACAAUCUGGGUUUAGAUCUAAGCACUCGUGUGAAUCGGCAAUAAACUUGCGCACCGGCUAUCCAUUUGGUGAAUCUUGCUCAAACGACUGUUAUAUAUAUCAAACAACAGGUAAAAAACCGAGUGUUAAGCGAAUAGAGGCUACUGGUGAUGCGCCAAUUCCGCAAUAUGGACCGGGAAUAGUUUUACACGAACAUUAUUUAUAUACGGUUGGGGGAACAACUGGCUAUGAUUACUCUUGUGAUGUGCAUCGCUUAAAUUUGCGCACACGAGUGUGGGAAUGCGUAUAUAUCUGUCGUCCAGAUAUACGCGAAGAUCCAGAGGGUCGUUAUCGUCACGAAGUUGUCUACGAUGGGCAAUACAUAUAUGUGCUGGGUGGUGGUACAUCGAAUUUAGUGUAUGAUUUACAACGCAUCCCUGCAUUUAAUUUAAUUACAAACCGAUGGGAAUAUUUCGUCACAUUACCCGAUCGAACAUCACAAACAAAUCUAAAAAUCGAGCGACAAAAUUCCGGAUAUCCAAACCCACGAAAGUGCUUUUCCUGCGUACAGCACACGAAAUCGAAUGGUGAGGUCGAAGCAUUCAUUACGGGAGGCUUGCAGGCCGAUCAAGUAUAUUUUUCAGAUAUAUGGAGAUUAAAUUUUACUACUAAGCAAUGGACACUUAUAAAAACAGCCUCUCUACCAAAAGCUUUGUACUUCCAUGCCGCAGCGCACAGUCAAAAUGGUUGUAUGUACAUAUUCGGUGGUAUUGAAUAUGAUGAAAAACGUAUACGACGGUGCAAUGACCUUUAUAAAAUGUGGAUGACCAUACCAUUAUUAAGUGAAAUUUGCUGGGAGGCAGUGUUACAUUACAGACCAAAUCUCAAAUUGAAUGGCCACUCACAGCUGCUUAAAAUGGGCAUACCAUUGCGCUUUGCACAGAGAUUGUGGCAUUCUUCAAAAGUCAAAUGAUUAUACAAUAAAUGAAGAGAUAUAUGGUAUGGUAUGUCAUGUAACGAGCAAUAAGAAGCGACAAUUUUUAUGUUUCAUUCUAGACAUAAAAGCAUAAUUAUUGUUUGCUAACCAUUUAGGAAUGACAUAGUUUCAUAUGGAAGAAAUGGAACCAAAAGAAUAAACAUAAUAAA
Anastrepha obliqua is the source of this 1745-nucleotide messenger RNA. RefSeq names its product kelch domain-containing protein 10 homolog. The record is from RefSeq and is a predicted model, not a curated record. Gene Ontology annotation, biological process: positive regulation of stress-activated MAPK cascade. The transcript has 3 exons. Lineage: Eukaryota; Metazoa; Arthropoda; Insecta; Diptera; Tephritidae. Bases 1 to 1572 code for a protein of 523 amino acids. Gene Ontology annotation, molecular function: protein binding.